This is a messenger RNA of Fukomys damarensis (Damara mole-rat), 462 nucleotides long. RefSeq names its product profilin-2. Gene Ontology annotation, molecular function: actin binding. The transcript has a single exon. Gene Ontology annotation, cellular component: cytoplasm. Gene Ontology annotation, biological process: actin cytoskeleton organization; regulation of actin filament polymerization; positive regulation of actin filament bundle assembly. NCBI's taxonomy places the organism in Eukaryota, Metazoa, Chordata, Mammalia, Rodentia, Bathyergidae. The record is from RefSeq and is a predicted model, not a curated record. The coding region runs from base 1 to 462 and encodes 153 amino acids.
AUGCAGUGCAUAGGGGAUAUCAGUGAGGAUAUAUGGGAGGACUGUAUCAACCUCUUUCUACCCAUUGAGAUGUGUUGUGACGCAGCAAUUAUCACCAGUGCCCCACCCUGGGUAUUAGCUGCUUAUCCUGAUGGUAACUUGUUCCAGUUGACCCAGGAGGAAAUUCAGAUCUUACUGAGAAGAGAGGAGAGAGAGAAGUUAUUUCUUCAGGGAAUCACCCUUGCUGGAACCAAAUGCUUGUUGAUCCGGGACAACCUAUACACUGAAGGAAACAACACCAUGGAUCUGCGUACCAAAGGCCAGAGUCGAGGCAGCCAGGCAGUGACUGUGGUUCAGAUUGAGUCUGUAUAUCUUGUGGUUAUGGGUCUAAAAGGAAUGGAAGGAGGGCCUCUCAAUCUCAAAGCUUUUGAGAUGGCAGGUUAUAUCAGAGAAACCAUUCUUCAACACACGACCCAUUUCUAA